Messenger RNA from Penicilliopsis zonata CBS 506.65, 1963 nucleotides. RefSeq lists its product as hypothetical. Gene Ontology annotation, biological process: transmembrane transport. The record is from RefSeq and is a predicted model, not a curated record. Gene Ontology annotation, cellular component: membrane. The transcript is spliced from 6 exons. The coding region runs from base 19 to 1650 and encodes 543 amino acids. NCBI's taxonomy places the organism in Eukaryota, Fungi, Ascomycota, Eurotiomycetes, Eurotiales, Aspergillaceae. Gene Ontology annotation, molecular function: sulfate transmembrane transporter activity.
GCGGAGGAAACAAGGAAUAUGGCCAGUGAUCCCAAGGAUUCCAAGGCCGUGGGACUGACCCUAGAGGAAUCUUCGCGGUCAUCUUUCUCGACUAGUGAAGGAUAUGGCUGGCUACAAUCAGCCGAUGCCUCCGCCUUUGAUACCAGUGAAGAUGCACGUUACUAUAAGCCGAUUCCAACAUAUGAAGGAAUUCACCGCUGGGACCCCGAAUUUGAGUGGUCAGAAAAGGAAGAAAAGGACAUCGUGAGAAAGAUUGAUUGGCGGGUCUGCACGUUCGCAUGCAUCACCUUCUUCGCAUUGCAGCUGGAUAGAGGCAAUAUUGUCCAAGCCAAUUCGGAUGAUAUGCUCGAGGACUUGGGGAUGAACACGAACGACUAUGACACGGGACAGACCAUCUUUCUGCUUUGCUUCCUUUUCGCAGAGUUACCGUCGCAGCUCCUAUCGAAAAAGUUCGGACCAGACAGAUGGAUUCCCGUUCAGAUGGUUGUCUGGAGUAUAAUUGCGGCCUGCCAGGCAUUCAUACGCGAUAGAACGGGCUACUAUGCCUGCAGAGCUCUUCUGGGUCUUCUGGAAGGAGGAUUUAUCCCGGAUACGAUCCUUUUCCUGUCUUUCUGGUACAAAUCAAAUGAGCUCCCAGCCCGUCUAGGCUGUUUUUGGGUUGCUUAUGAGGCAACCUCGAUUGUGGGGGCAUUUCUCGCAUUCGGCUUUCUACGCGUCCAAAAUGCCGACGGCCAGGGCGGCUGGCGAUAUCUGUUUGCAUUUGAAGGGCUUAUUACCGGCGUGAUUGGCAUCAUUGCCGCAUUCUGGAUGCCUGCUUCGCCGACCCAAACCAAAGGCGGGUUCCGGGGCAAAGAUGGCUGGUUCAACGAGCGUGAAGAAAAGAUCAUGGUCAACCGCGUCCUACGCGACGACCCAAGUAAAGGAAGUAUGCAUAACCGGCAAGCCGUGACUCCGAAAUUACUAUGGGAAGCUCUCCAAGACUAUGACAUGUGGCCUAUCUACCUUUUGGGGCUGACCUGGUUGAUCCCCUUCACUCCUGCGUCCAACUACAUCACCCUGGAAUUGAAAGACCUGGGCUUCGCUACCUUGACGGUCAAUCUUCUCACCAUCCCGUCCUACGUCAUCUUCAUCCUCAAUCUCCUCCUUUUUACAUGGAUCUCGGAGCGCUUCCACCAGCGAUUCCUGCUGGGAGUCAUCUCCAUGAUCUGGUGUUUGGCACUCCUGAUCGCUCUGGAGGUACUCCCCGACGACGCCAGUGCAUGGACGAGAUGGGCAAUCCUGACACUCUUGAUCGGCAUGCCAUAUAUCCACCCCGUGAUCGUGGCCAUCACGUCUCGCAACGCGGGAUCAGUUCGGACAAGAACCGUUGCCUCUGCGAUGUACAACAUGUGUGUACAAGCAAGUACCAUUGUCUCUAGUAACAUCUACCGAGCGGCUGAUGCACCGUACUAUCGGACUGGAAACAAGGUGCUCAUUGCGAUUGCAGCAUACAGUCUGGUCGUCUUCAUUGGAGCCAAGGUCUACUAUAUGCACAGAAACAAAUCCAAUGCCGCGAAAUGGAACGCAAUGAGCAGCGAAGAGAGGCAAGAGUAUCUCCUUGCCAACCACAACAAAGGAAACAAGAGACUCGACUUUCGAUUUAUCCAUUAGUUGGUAUCACUAGUCCGAAGGUAAUGGGAAGCUGCGAUUCAACAGACAUUUUAUGAGUAAUGAUUGCAUUGUCCUCCAAAGCCUCUUUUCGAGAUAGUCAGGUUUUUAUAUAGACAUGUUCAGAUAUUCCCCAAUACAGUUUAUAUUAUAACUUUACUCCCCAACUAUAUACUCGCAUCCUUCACUGCCUAUCCAUACCCCAUGUAGCUUUCCAGCAGGAACAUCGAUCCGGGCACCUGGCCCAGAUCUCUCUUUCUUCACUUCUCCGUGGUGUAACGAUGUGUUGUCUUCGGGGUACGUGAUGGUAAGAGUC